Molecule: messenger RNA, 1474 nt
Organism: Suillus clintonianus
Lineage: Eukaryota; Fungi; Basidiomycota; Agaricomycetes; Boletales; Suillaceae
Exons: 1
Coding region: 424-1050 (208 amino acids)
Source: RefSeq, a predicted model, not a curated record
GUCGCUAAGCACCGGUGCCGCGACACAGCCUCAUAACCUUGAAAGCCUGUGAAGCGCUCAUAAACUCCACCGACAUACCCGGUUAUUUCCUUCUAUCCAGUAGCGCAAUCAUUUGCCAGGAUAGCACUAUCAGUUAAGAUAGCAGUUAACAACGUUCACAGCCAACGCCCCGAUCAACAACCACAUCAUGAUGGUUUCCUCGUGCCAGCAAUAGGAACGGAUGGCACAGUUUUAGCUGAAAAGCAGAGAAUGCUACAUAAGUUCCGUUCUCUGCGCCUGCAUUCGCUGUCACGGAUCUCCCGUUUCCUCAUUCUAGGGCGCUUUUUUUCUUUUGUCUUGUGUUAUUACUUUCUUCCUUUAAACUUCUAGGGUGCAGGCCAUCUUCCUCUAGGCCAUCAUCUAUAAACUAUUCCAGUCUCCACCAUGUCCUUCUGGAUCUCGUUCUCCAAUGUCCUUUAUUUUACUCGCAAUGCGAGAAAAACGCCACUCAUCCCAGAGGGUUUUGUCCUCGAGACACCCCCAGAGCACAACCCCACACCACUCCAAUUUAAGCCAGAGUCUCCAACAUUCCGCUCAACACUUCCCACUAUCCCCCAAUCACCAGCAACCUCGUCCGCAUCUCUCGUCCCAGAAACAUCUUUGGGGCCUGUCAUUCUGAUAGGAAAUGAUAGCACGGAAACCCUUGUCGACGUUGUCACACAACCCGUGUUUCCAAUUUCAAUUCUACAACUCCACCCACCUGCUAAGGAGGCUCAGCAAACGCGACGUAUCUCGUUCGCAGUUUGCGCCACACCCCCGCAUCCCGUGAGACCUGUCAACGUCAUUGACGUGGGUCAGGUCCCGUCCAAGCCCUCCGCAGCCACAGCGGAAACGCAUGAGCAAGCAGAGCAUUUCAGGGAGGACGUUCCUGAUACGGAAAAGAAAACAAAGAGGAAGAGCAUCGUGCGGAGUAUGUCCUUUCUUGGCCCGCGUACGUCGCGCACGAAGGCACGCCGCUUGUCGGUCCCUGUAUUUUCUUCGCUGGCGGAUGCCCUGAGUAAGCGGUUGUAGAUCGGCCAGUCCAGGGCGAGGGGAAGAGGGUUUGGGUAUCACGAUUGCCUAGGAAGUGGAUUCCGCGGAAACAGGAGAGGCGCUGGGCGUAGAGGGACAUCGGAUCACUCGGAGUGCAUUCCACACCGACGUUUGAGAUAUAGUUUGGCAUCACACAUGCGUUUGGUUAACUCAUAUCCUAUGAUAUCUCUAAUUUUUUGGCUCAACCUUAAUCAUUAAUCAUGUAUAUUCUGUGACAUGUAACCUCAUUUUCAAUUAGGGUAAUCCAUGUUCAAUUCAAGCAGCAUUGCAAACUACUUUGGUUCAUAUCAUGAUCUACCUAAUAGCUUUGGUAUAUACAACGUUCAAGCUAUUUCAAGAAUCAAGACACUGUACCUCUAUGAUAUGCCGUAGUUGUAGGUCUGGAACAAGGGAAAUAUGAUAC